Molecule: messenger RNA, 2980 nt
Organism: Pecten maximus
Lineage: Eukaryota; Metazoa; Mollusca; Bivalvia; Pectinida; Pectinidae
Exons: 5
Coding region: 104-1963 (619 amino acids)
Source: RefSeq, a predicted model, not a curated record
ACCAAAGCAUCUUUCCGGUUGAUAAAAAAGGAGAGAAAUUCGAAGGAAUGUUGAAUGACAGUUUAAUAGAGUUUGCGUGUUAAAGCAGCACACGAUUCUAAAAAUGGCACGUCUUCAAGAGUUAUUGAGCAUCAAGGAGGAUUUUGGGUCAAUGAUUGACAGGAUUCAACCCUGGAUAUUGUCUCACUUUGUUAUGUGGCUGGAUCUCAAAAUCGCAGAGUACAAGGUGUAUGGCUACAUGAUGCUGGAUGAAAGUGGUGUUGAUGGGGUAGGAAAUAACACUAGUCGCAGCAGUCUGAGCCCGGACUUAUCUUCCCUUGCACGAUCAACACCGCCAAAAUCACGACGACAGGGUAUUCAAAUUGUUCCCAAGCCUCUCUCUCCGAAGAAUAUUCAUAGUAGCAUAUCUAGACGGUAUCAAGUUGAAAAAGAUGGACACUUUCAGAACAUGAAUUCUUUAUUUUUGAAUUCCUUUCCAAAAAAGCAAGGAGCAGAAAGAAACUCAACCUUGCAACAGCAGAGAAAUGAAACCCAUAUAUCACCAGAGAAGUCAGUUGUUCAUACAGACCUGCAUAUACCGAAUGUGAGGCAGUUACAGACUAAUAUUGAUGAAAGGUCUGACAUGUAUCUGGGCUUCGUACCAAAUCAAGAGAGUCCAGACAACAGGUUUACUGACAGAGUGAUUAGUGGAAUAAAACGGCCUGCUACAGACUCUCCUGACUCUAGUCAAAGUCUGACACAUACCAACACUUCAGGCAGUGGCAGACAGCAGGAAAGUGAUGGUGGGACAACAGCGCUGUACAAAAGUCAACAAUUCAGUACACUCAUAUCUGACUCCCGACCCCAGAAGUUUGACCAGAUAGACAGAUGGAACGUUGGAGAUCAGACAGGAUCACACAUGUCCACAAAUGAUUCUAAUGAUACUGAUGAAAAUCAGAUCUUGAAAAAUGUCACAGUGAUUGACCUGGCUGAUGGUUCUCAGAGGCAAAGUGAACAAUGCUCUAGUACACUUGAAAAAGAAUAUAUUGAAGAUGGGGAUAAAUUCUCAACGAAUCCAGAAAUGAAUGUUGAUAACUCACAGUCACAACAGCCAUCGAUGGAAGAAGAUGUUGGACAUCCUUUAGAACAGUCCACCUCAAACACAGAAUUUGAUCAUAGUAGUCAGUCAUUAAAGGAAGAUGACACCAGCGAUUCAAAGUCAUUUUCGCCAGUUGUUAUAAAGAUUGAGUCUGAUAGUGAGGACCUAGCCAACAUGGUUCAGCCAGACAACACACAGGGAGUUAUGUCCCUUGAAGAGAGCUCUUCAGAUAUUUCUAAUUUCAAGACUUUGUAUAUGGAUGAUGGUUCAUUGUCAAUGGCAACUGGAUGUAACAGUGGAGCUGUCGUGCCAGUGGAACUUGUUCAACAUGGAAAUAUCCCGUCAAUGUCUCUGAAUGACAUAAAUCUCACAUUGUCACAUGGUAUGUUUUCAAAGAAAAGACGAUAUGUCCGGACAAAACCUUUCGCAUCUUCGCCAUCUUGUGUUCCAAGAGACCCUGUUUCAGGAAAAUUUGUAUGUACAAUCUGCAAUGGUAAAUUUCAAAAUCGGUCUUCAUUUUUUCGCCACAAAUCCCUUCAUGGUGAAAAACGUCUCCAAUGUUUUGUGUGUUUAAAGAGAUUUCAUCGAAAGGAACAUGCAUCAAUGCACAUGAAUCGCCAUGGAAAAAAUGGUGAACUUAUUUGUCCAAUAUGUCAGAUGAUUGGACGCGAUACUGUAGAAAUGGAACAGCAUUUUUGUUUAGUGCAUAAAGUGCGCAGUAUGUAUACUUACCGGAUUCACAGUGACAGUUUGAACCAAGGACUUGCAUACACAGGACAAACGUUUGGCGAGGGCUUGGACAACGAUCUCUCUUUACAGGCAUUCUCUGGUCCAAACUUCAAUAGUGAGGACAAAGAUUCCUCAUUACCGGUCACAGGAACAUAAUUAGCUUUUGUAAAACCUGUCAAAAUAUUCUCUUGUGCAAUUGAGACACUCAGAUUGUGGAACUCUAUCCUAUUGCACAUGGCAUUGUGUAAAUUCAUUUAUUCAUUGUAACUAUAAUAGUUUAUAUUCUUAUUGCUGUAAUUAUUAUUUUCAAAUCAUUGUUGUUGAUCAGCAGAUAUAUAUUAGAGAAUUUCUGUAGGAAAUUUUCAUUGCUAUAUAUUAAAUAAAAUGUCAAUUAUAUUUGUUUACAAAUUGUACAAACAAAUUUUUUUAACACACCAAAAUGAAGUGCUAGUCACAAUAUAGUUAUAUACUACUGCUGGUACAGAUGAGCUUCUCUAUAGGAUAGGUGUAUGUUUAAUUAUCUUAGUCUGAUAAAAUGUCAGGAAGUUAGAUAGGUAUAGUAUUGGUAUUGGUGCAUCUUAAAUUCAAAAUAUUAUUUUAUUCCUGAAUUAUUGUCUAACAGAGGAACAUUGGUCAAUGUCUGAAAUUCUGUUCGAAAUAUUAGCAUUAGGUCUAGAGUCACUGUCUUUGGCUUUUUAAGACUUACUAUCAAUGAAGCAUUUUAUUUGUUUUUGUUCUUGAUCACCAUAUUGCAUGUAAACACCACAUAAUGUAAUGUUUCACAGGUAUUUGUCAAUUAUCAAAAAUUAAAUUUUCGGUCAAAAUUGUUGGAUAUAAUUUUCAUGUGGGUACUUAAAAUGAUAUAUGGUUGAUACUUCUAAACAUUAUGAUGAGUGGAAAUGUAAGAACCCUAUUUCACACUGUCAUGAUUCUUUAAGGUUGUGCUUGAAUGCCUCAUGUUAAUAUUCAAAACAUUAACAAUUUUUUUUCUUCAUGUCUUUAAAGCUCAUCUGGGUGUGUACAUUUUUCACCGUGAAUAGUGCUUGUGUCAUGAUGAAAAUUAAAUUUGUGGGACUUGUUUAAUUUCAGUUCUAAAUUUUGUUUUCAGAAAAGAAAACAGAAUGUGUCUAUUUCUGUUCUAAGGACAAUUUGUAGUUUGUAGAAAAUGAAUAU